AUGGCGCCCGGCCGAGGACGCGGCGGCGCACGCGGCGGCGGGCGUGGCGGGGCUUACAACGCGGCGCGAGGGACAAUCACCAUCGCGGGCACUGAGCUCAACUGGGACCUGUCGGGCCUCGAGAUCCAGCGCGCCCCAGCCGAGCGCUUUCCGGACGCCCCUCCGCCGCAAGCGCCCCCGGCGACCGCAGACGAGAGCGCAAUCGUGCAGCACCACCUAGCAGUACGCGACCGCAUUCACGAAGGCCCCUUCUACACCAUCCUCAACGACGGCAUGAGGAAUGGCCUCAAGCGCAAGGCCAAUGAACCCGCGCCUACAGAGGCUUCGCUCUUCAACCCCUUCACCGAUAACCAAACCUAUUCGUCUAAAUACCUGAAAGUGCGACGGAGGAUACCCAAGCUGGACUCGCGGCCAUAUGUCGUCGAUCUGUUUCCACCAGAGCUCCGGCAGAUCCUGAACGGCAGGUCGAGCGGAGAAUCAAACAAGAAGCGCAUCCUUUCCGUGUCCAAGGUCAAUGCCAAGUCGCAGCUCGAUCGCAUGCUCAACGCUGAAGAAGCGCGGACAAAAGAAGCCGAGGCGCGCGGCGAUGACGACGACGACGAGAUAGACGAGGACGAGGAGGCAGAGGAAGAAGAAAGCAAGCCCGAUGCCGUUGACGAAGAGGACAACUGGUCCGCCGUUUCGAGCGACUCCGAGGAAUCCGACGAUGAUUACAACGCCGAGCAGUACUUCGACAACGGCGAAGACGACGAUAUUGAUGAUGCAGAUCCAUACGAGAACACCUACGAAUAG
Trematosphaeria pertusa is the source of this 792-nucleotide messenger RNA. RefSeq lists its product as uncharacterized. Gene Ontology annotation, cellular component: RNA polymerase III complex. Bases 1 to 792 code for a protein of 263 amino acids. The record is from RefSeq and is a predicted model, not a curated record. NCBI's taxonomy places the organism in Eukaryota, Fungi, Ascomycota, Dothideomycetes, Pleosporales, Trematosphaeriaceae. Gene Ontology annotation, biological process: transcription by RNA polymerase III. The transcript is spliced from 3 exons.